AUGGACCCUGCUCUUUAUAUCCACCCCCCUUUUUUCUCUUUCUGCUCUCCCUGCUGCUCUUUCUCUUCAUUUUUAAUGUCUUUUAUUCCUCUUGUAGUUUCUGUGCCUCCACAUCUCUAUGGAUCAUUCAACUUUGGAGACAAUGUGGAAGAUGAAUGGUUUGUUGUUUACCUCCUGUGCCAACUCACUAAAACAUUCUCUGGCCUCCUUGUUCGAUCUUUGCACUCAAUUAUUCCAACACCGCCUCGUAGUUCGCUACACACAACUCUCUCGAGUGGUCUCCCGCUGUCACAUUUAUGCCAGCGAACACCAACCAAUUUGCAUACGGCCAAGUUCACCUCUCGCCAAUUCUCGCGGCUACAAGAUCGCGUUUCCCAUAAGUCCGACUCACCUCUCAUUACACCGGUAGCAGCGAACAGCUGUCAGUUGCCACCUGCAGUUCCUCGCAAUGUGGCCCUGACCACCACAUCUAUAACAUAUGACCCCACCACGGGGGCUGGGCCCCUGAUACGGUCUAUCAUCACUCAGCGUGGACUAUCUUUGCGCUCAAUUAUUCCAACACCGCCUCGUAGUUCGCUACACACAACUCUCUCGAGUGGUCUCCCGCCGUCACAUUUAUGCCAGCGAACACCAAUUUGCAUACGGCCAAGUUCACCUCUCGCCAAUUCUCGGGGCUACAAGAUCGCGUUUUCCAUAAGUCCGACUCACCGUAAUGGUGGUGUUUCUUCCUUCGGACCAAUUACUGCCCUGUACGCCAGACACAAACGAACCCUCUUAUGUCAAGAGCUAAGAACUCUUGAAAAAAGUGCAGCAGUAUUUUAUGGAGAAUAUUCAGAGUUCCCAAAGAUGAUUCUUGGCUGGAUAUUAGUCCUGAUGAAGUUGAUGAUAUGA
This is a messenger RNA of Acanthosepion pharaonis, 891 nucleotides long. Lineage: Eukaryota; Metazoa; Mollusca; Cephalopoda; Sepiida; Sepiidae. The record is from the annotation of a GenBank genome assembly.